Molecule: messenger RNA, 339 nt
Organism: Trichomonas vaginalis G3
Lineage: Eukaryota; Parabasalia; Trichomonadida; Trichomonadidae
Product: Golgi SNARE BET1-related family
Exons: 1
Coding region: 1-339 (112 amino acids)
Source: RefSeq, a predicted model, not a curated record
AUGAGUAGAAAAACCGAUCCGAUAUUUAGGGGUAAUAAGCAAGCCGAUCCAGAGAAUCCAUUGGUUGAUCAAUUUGAUGAUCAGGUUGACACCUUGCAACAAACAAUUGGCGCUUUGAAACAAGUUUCUAACGCGUUAGGCGAAGAACUAGAAAGACACAACACUUUACUUGAUCAAAUGCAAAAUUCAUUCCAAAAGAGUGAAGAUCUUGUUAAUAGAUUGCUCUCAGGAGUUGAUGAAAUUUUCAAGAAAACAGGAUUAAGCCCUACAACUUUGACAUUUCUAUUUGUUCUCGGAGUUAUACUUUUCCUUUGGCUCUAUUGGAAGAUUUUUGCUUAA